Fusarium coffeatum is the source of this 2766-nucleotide messenger RNA. RefSeq lists its product as uncharacterized. Gene Ontology annotation, biological process: cytoplasmic stress granule assembly. Gene Ontology annotation, cellular component: cytoplasmic stress granule. Gene Ontology annotation, molecular function: RNA binding. The coding region runs from base 1 to 2766 and encodes 921 amino acids. NCBI's taxonomy places the organism in Eukaryota, Fungi, Ascomycota, Sordariomycetes, Hypocreales, Nectriaceae. The record is from RefSeq and is a predicted model, not a curated record. The transcript is spliced from 4 exons.
AUGCCCGGUCCGAAGAAGGAUGGUAUAGCCGGUGGAGGCUCUGGGGGCAAACAGAAUGGAAACCGAUCUUCUUUUCGCACCGAUUCGGCCAUCUCCAAAAAUCGAUUCGGAAAUGAACGAGUCCUACAGCCCUGGGUUCCCGAUGCGAAUGACACUUUCAAUGGUGGUCUUGAAAAGUCCGGCGGCAGUGGCACAUGGGACCAGUUCGCCGCGAACGAGCGACUCUUUGGUGUGACUUCGAACUACGACGAUAAUUUUUAUACCACCGCCAUUGACAAGAACCAUCCUGAAUACCGAGAGCGGGUAGCUGCCGCAGAGAGGAAGGCGCGCGAGAUCGAACGCAGCGCACCUACUACUGCUCACGUGGCCGAGGAGCGUAUCAUGGACUAUGUUGGUGGGGAUGAUGGGGGCGAUGAAGAAGACAAAUACAGUGGUGUUCGACGCCAGGAUUUCCCGCCUUUGUCAGCUGGACGGGAGAACAAAUACACCCCACCAGCUAAGCGUGCACCCAUGGCGAAUUCCACUGUCAAGGGAGCCCCUAUCGAUCCCGCCAUCAUUUCCUCUCAGAUUAAAGCGCCACCAAAGAAGCAGAGCACGCCCGCACCUGAAGAAUCAAAACCUCAAGCUUCUGAGGCGAACAAGAAUGGGUCGGCUCCCAAGAUUGACGCCAAAGCUUCGGUGGAAGUUAAAGUCACGGAGGCGCCUACCAACGAUUCUAAGCCUGCCACACAGGCUACCAACGGCAAGGCGGCUGAGACGAAGCCAACCGAUGCAUCCAAAGCUAACGCCGGUUCCUCGAGUCAAGACGCUGCUGCACCCAACGCCACUUCUACCGUUGAACGUGAUGUUCUGAAGGAAUUCAAGACAUUUGCUAACCAACAGCGUCAAAUUACCGAGAAGGCUCGAAGUAAUAAAGCCAAGCAGGACAAGGAAGUGAAACUCACUGAGCUGAAGAAGUUUGCCGACUCGUUCAAGCUUUCAACGCCUGUUCCUACGGAUUUGGUUUCCAUUAUUGCUAAGGACCCUGCAAAGCAACAGGAGAUACAAGCCAAGGCCAUCAAGAAUGCUGAGGAAGUCGCCAAAGCCAAGGCUACUGCUGUUGUAAAAGAAAAGGUAGCGCCAUCCGCGAAGGACUCCCAGGCCAAAACCCCUGGCCAAGGCACGCCUACGACUACCGGCGCAUCUGCCCAUAACGACACGCGAGCUGCCCGUGCUCCGGCUGGCGCUCAACCUGCAACUUCAACUGGAAACCAACCUCGCCAUCCCAAUGCUCGUCAGCAAUACACCCAGCAACCUUACCAUGGACAGCAAUACCGCAACAACCGUGGCGGGCCACACAUGCCUCCCCCACAACAAACUGGUAACCUGGCCUCGCGACUCCGAAAUGUUGAACAACAAAAGUUCUCUCAAUCUCCAGUACCUCACCAGCCUCACGCUCCUGGUCAGGAGAUGCGCGCCCCGCCAACAGGACCAGCCAGCGGCGUCGAAACUGGCUAUAACCGACGCCUCAGCGGCAACCCAGGUCAUAUGGGUGCAAAGUUGAACCCCAACAGUCACGAAUUCAGACCCAGCCCGUUCGCAGUUGCCUUCAACCCCAACAGCCAUACUAGUACAGCCUCAAGUCCUCGAUCCGCAGCAAACCAUGUCGAUGCUACAGCGAACACCAAUGCCUCCGAUGGUCAGCUUAUCCGUCACAAGACCAAGGCCAUUGAUGUUAAGAAGUGUUAUAUCCUGUCUCACAUUGAAACCUUGAAACCUCCUCAGGGUCGAAACUGGGAUGACAACGCUGGCCUACGUCCCUCUUACGACACCCUGCCGACUUGGCGACAGCUUCAAGACAACGAGAAGCCCGAGUCUACAAUGCAUCUGACUUACAAGGAGUACUUUGAGCGUCAGCCGUUCGGUGGACCUGCGUUGGCUACUCCUAACCCGCAGCAUGUUGUUCCUCAGAUCCCUCACCAGCACCAGUUGCCAUUCCAUCUCCAGCAGGGCGCACCUAGGGGAUCGCCUCAUAUGCCUCCCAUGCAGAUGCACACUCCUCAGCACAACCAUGUGCCCCAUGCACCGUAUGCCAAUGACGAUCAUAGAAUGAUGCACUCAAACUCAGCUCAAUCAUUUGCUUCGCCUCGUCUUGGCAACGUGCCUGUGGCAUACAACUCACCUCAGGUUCCAUAUAAUCAAGCUGCUUUCAUGGGACCCGGCACGCCCCAGAUGAACCAAUACCGUAACUUUUCCAAUAACCACCAGUACAUGACCCCUCAGCAGGGCCAAAUGGGCGGUCCUAUGAUGAUGCCCCAGCAGUUCAUGCCUGGGCCUCAAGGCAUGGUUCCUAAUCCGCAGUUGAUGUAUGCUGGCGGUCAUCCUCAAUUCAUGCCUCCGUCCGGACCUCAACCAGUACCUGUUAAUGGAUACCCUAGCCCUGGUCGUCCGGCGGCACCAAUGAUGGCGCAUCAAGGAUCGCAACAAGGACAGCCCAUGUAUGGAAUGAGCCCCAGUGUGCAGUACAACCAGCCGGUCUUUAACCCAGGCCAGCAAGGCGGACCAAUGAGGGGCGGAUAUGGUAGCCCUGGUCCUCAACACUUUGGCACAAGCCCUCAGCAAGGCCACCAAUAUGGGCAGCACAGGAGUGGUAGCCAGCACAGGGGCGGGAACAGUUACAAUCAGGGUUACGCAAAUCAAGGGGCACACCAAACACCUCAGGCAAAUCCUGCAGUGCCUGCCGCGCACCCAGCCCGACCUUCUGAAGCAUCAGAAGAGACCAAAUAG